Molecule: messenger RNA, 1609 nt
Organism: Folsomia candida
Lineage: Eukaryota; Metazoa; Arthropoda; Collembola; Entomobryomorpha; Isotomidae
Gene: Dph2
Product: 2-(3-amino-3-carboxypropyl)histidine synthase subunit 2
Exons: 4
Coding region: 114-1511 (465 amino acids)
Biological process (GO): protein histidyl modification to diphthamide
Molecular function (GO): 2-(3-amino-3-carboxypropyl)histidine synthase activity
Source: RefSeq, a predicted model, not a curated record
AAACUCGUCACAUUAAAUCCACGAGGAAUUCUCGUGGCUUUGAAUUUACACAAUCAUACUGAUUUUUACUUUUGUAAGUUUUUAUAGAAAUUAUUAAAUUAAAUUUCGCCAAAAUGUCGACAUCGAUAACUGGGGAUGGGAGGGCCGCUAUUGAAAAGAAGAUACAAACCGUUUCAGGUAUUCUUGAAGAAAAGGACGAAAUUAGGUGGCAGACAGUUUUUGAGAUUGAGAGAUGUGUUGAAUGGAUUCGUGACAAUUCGUUUAAAAAGGUAUGUCUUCAAUUUCCUGACGAGUACUUGUCAUUUUCGCCAAGAAUUUUAGACCUGCUGGAGAAAGAAACUGAAAGUCGGUGCUAUAUUUUGGCAGAUUCGACUUAUGGAAGCUGCUGUGUUGAUGAAAAGACUGCCCACCACGUCCCAGACGCUGAAGGCAUCAUUCAUUUUGGUCAAUCCUGUCUGACCCCGUGUUCUAAUCGAUUCAAAGUUUUGUACAUUUUCACUAAACCUCACGUCGACUUGGACAAGAUGACAAAAUUGUUUAGUGAGACGUUCGAGUCGGAUAAUCAAAUUGUGAUUGUUUACGACGUUAUUUAUCAGUGUGUGGCAGAUUUGCUGUAUAAAUCCCUCCAACCGUCGUUCCCAUAUUUAAAAAUCAGUUGUCUCAGCAUUCCUGGGGCCAAGAUUUCGGAUACGUCCCUCAUCGUAAAACAUGGACGAGUCUUCCCAAUCGACACUCUUCAAGAGAUGGACGACACGGUCAUCUUUUACAUCGGAAGCCGUGCCUUACCAAAUCUCCUUCUCGCCCUACCCAAUUCAACCUUCAAAGUUUAUGACCCUCUCCUCUCAUCCGACUCGAUAUCCACGCAGACUUCUUCAAUCAACAAACUCAUACGAAAGAGGAACUACUACGUGGAGAAAGUUAAGGAUGCCACGUCGGUAGGAAUAUUAGUGGGGACCUUGGUCGUGCAAAAUUACCUGGAUGUGAUUGAAAGGCUGAAAACAAUACUGAGGAAGGUUCACAAAAAGUUUUACGUCGUGUCGAUAGGGGAAAUAAAUCCUUGCAAGCUGGGAAAUUUUAUGGACAUUGACUGCUUCAUUUUUGUCGGAUGUCCGGAAGUGGUAAACUAUUAUAUUAGUGAUGAAUCAAAGGGGCAAUUUUUUCAACCAAUCGUAACCCCAUAUGAUGUCGAGUUAGCAUUUUGUGAAGAAAAUAGUGCUAGUGAUGGUCAGCCAUCGACAAGCCAUCAGCCAGAGUACAUGAUUGACUGGGCCUUCCUCAUCGAGAAGGGUCUUCCAGUAGUGAAAGAUGUGGAGGAUGACGUCUCCCUAAUCACGGGAGGACUAAGGACAACAAUAGUGCAAGAUUCGGGGGAUAAAACGUCAGCAAAUCAAGUCAUCAAUUGGGUUGGACUUGACGUGAAUGAGGAGUCGCCAUCAACUGAGUUUGGUCAAAUUCAUCAAGGAAGAAGUGGAAUUGCGUCGUUGUAUGCGGACGAGCCGAAAGUUUCAUAAUAUUUUUAGUUUUAGUUAAGUGGUGACAAAGUUAUUUCGUAUUUUGUUAAGCAAAUUUGUUAAAGUACGAAUAAAUUUUAAACUUUCUUAAAUAUUAA